AUGAAACUAAAAGGAAUUGUUUCUCAUGUCUCCAUUCAGCCGACGAAAAUUCAACCUAUUAUUGUGAAAUUCCAAAAUGGUAAACUACAAAACAAUCUGGUCAGGAAAAUGAAAUGUGGUUUAUUUUACGAUGAAAGGGAAAAAAAAUCCUUGUUAGGAAUUUCCAAUAACCAUGUUGUUUACAAAGGCCAUCGUCCAAAAAAUCAACUAACUUAUCCUAUGCUGGCAAUCCACAAUAAAAAAACAGGUAAAAUUAAAUUGAUUCAAGCAGAAAGAUGGUUGGUAUUUCCAACGACUAAAAAGCAGUUGAUAUCUAAUAAAAACAAUGAAGAUAAUCAAAACAAUCUACUCAACAAAGAAUUUGGUUCAAAAAAAGUCAAACGAAGAACUAUUCAAAAUAGUAAAAUGCAAGUUAGCAUAGAUGCAGUACAAGAUCAACUUGCAGAAACUGUUUCUCAGAUCGAAGUUGAUCAAGAUGAUUUGAAAGUUGAAACAAUCGAUGACAAAUUUAGUAGUUUACCUCCGUGUAAUCGUACUGCAUCAGUUGUUCAUGAGGUUUACAACUUGGAGGAUAUUAUUCCUGCAGAAAAACUUAUGUUGAUGUGUGAGAAUUGUGAUAGUUUGUUACAAAAUGAAGAAAAUAGAGAAGCUAAAAGAAGAAGCUCGGAGAUAUCUGCGAUUCCAGAAAUAAGUGAUUAUGUUAUAAAUACUUAUAGUAUGUUGAGCGCGAAGGGAAGGGCGCGUCCAGUCAGUAUAAGAGACAAAGCUGUAAUCCAUAGCAUUAUUUUAGCUUUAAUGGUGAAUGAUUUCAAGUUAGAUUUGAAAUCAUUUAAUGAAGUGUUUACUUGUCGUCUGGGUCUUCGAAAAUUAACAGAGUUAGCUCGAAUUGUUGGAGCUGUUCCAAGUAAAGACAACAAAGAUGUACUUAUAUUGAAAAUUCCUUUAGCUAGUGCUAUCGAUAUAACAAAAAAAUCCAGAAAAAAAUAA
This is a messenger RNA of Cotesia congregata, 987 nucleotides long. Lineage: Eukaryota; Metazoa; Arthropoda; Insecta; Hymenoptera; Braconidae. The record is from the annotation of a GenBank genome assembly.